Molecule: messenger RNA, 1200 nt
Organism: Tympanuchus pallidicinctus (lesser prairie-chicken)
Lineage: Eukaryota; Metazoa; Chordata; Aves; Galliformes; Phasianidae
Product: dynein light chain LC6, flagellar outer arm-like
Exons: 2
Coding region: 260-529 (89 amino acids)
Biological process (GO): microtubule-based process; cilium assembly
Cellular component (GO): cytoplasmic dynein complex
Molecular function (GO): dynein intermediate chain binding; dynein light intermediate chain binding
Source: RefSeq, a predicted model, not a curated record
CUGGGCGCAGGGCCGGCUCUGGGACCGCUCUUUCAUGUCGCUAUAGCAACGAGUGCAGGCGCGAGGCAUGCGCGAGGAUCUUCCGCUCUCCGCCCCGUGGCCAAUGAGCGCGCGGAAUGGUGGAGGCGUUGGCCAAUGGGUAGCGGAGGGGGCGGGGCUAGCGACUCCCCGGGGCGGUUAAAGCGUUGAGGCGGCGGCGGUGCGCGUCCGCCCGCGGGAUUGCGCGGCUCCUGGCUGCGCGCUGUUGGUGCAGGGGGCCAUGGGCGAGCAGAAGGCGGUGAUAAAGGACACGGACAUGCCGGAGGAGAUGCAGCAGCAGGCCGUGCAGUGCGCCCUGCGGUCCCUGGAGGAACACAGCCCUGAGUGCAGCGUUGCCGCUCAUAUAAAGAGGGAGUUUGACAGGAGAUACAACCCCACGUGGCACUGCGUUGUGGGGAGGAACUUUUCCAGCUGUGUGACGCAUGAGACCAACCAUUUCAUCUUUGCCUACCUGGGCCACGUCGCUCUUCUUCUCUUCAAGUCUGCUUAGAGCUGGGGGCUGCUUCCCGAGCCCCGGCCAGCCCUUCCGUAACCCGCAGCCCGCUGCUCUCAGGCCGACCGGGGGAGGACGCCGAGCACGGGCUUUGCUGAAGUGAAUGGUGUUCUUGUUGCUCCUAGGGGCGAAAUGGAAAAAGGAACCCCUCUUUGUGUUUAUUUGUGUUCUACAGCAGGCUUCUUUCCCAAUAAAAGCGUUCUGCCUUUCGAAGCUGUGCGGCUGUCUGCGCUCUCUCUGACGUUGCUUGGGCUGCUUGUUUCCCCCCGAGCCCUGCAGUGAAUAUACUCACAGCUUGGUCAGUGAUCGAAAGGUAACAGAUGAAUUGGGGACAAAUGAAAGCAGUCCCUUUGUAAGGCUUUUGCUAAAGGGUAACAUAUGUAUGGUUAUGUAGUCUUUUUGUUAACUCUCCUUUGUCUUUUUGCUGUUGCACUGAGGCUGAAGUUCCUGCCCAGAAAAUAACAAGAAAGGGAUCAGCGCUUGCACUCAGGAUAUUCAAACGCUGUUUUUCGAUUGAAUUAAAACCCCUUUAAGAAGCCGUUGUCAUUUCAGUCUGAAUCCCCAUUUUAUUUAUUUAUCUAUUGUUCGGAGGACCAAUUUGCAAGUCUUACACAAAUUCAGCAGAACUGACUUGUUUUUAUUUAUAACCUUCACAACCGUUUGUCACA